AUGGGAAUCAGUAUUGAAGCCUACUUUCUAUUCUCGGGAAUUUUGUUAGCGUAUCCCAGAUUUCGCAGACAAGAAAAGAAAGUCAACAUACGUAUCAUCAAGCUCAUAGUCCGACGCUACAUCAGGUUAUGUCCCUCUUUGCUUCUAAUCCUGGGGAUCAUAGUCGCUCUGCCUCUGCUCGGAUCUGGACCAGUUUAUGCAGAUAUCUUCGAAGCUGCGGCUGACAACACCAGGAAAUGGUGGUGGACAUACGCAUUGAUGUUCAACAACUUCUUGCCUGUCAAAGAUCAGAAUUUCUUGUACCUUUGGUUCAUUCCAUGCCUGAUGCAAAUAACGAUUGUUGGUGCUUUAUUUUUGUGGCUGAUAGCAAAGUUUCCGAAAUUUGGAAUCUUUGUUACUAUAGCAGCUGGAAUAAUAUGCAACGUAAUCGUAGGAGUACAAACUGCAUUAAAGCAUUUUCCACCAACCUACUCCAUUUAUUACUACCACGAUAGAGAGUACUUCGAAGAGCCAAUUUACACUGCCCCACUUAAUCACGUGCUUACUUAUGGAAUUGGAAUGAUAUUGGGAUAUUAUAUGGCAAAAAAUCCCGUCCUCAAGUGGUCUAAGAAACAUGUAGUCUUUGGAUGGAUCGUUUCCUUGCUGCUGACUGUAGGAGUACAGUUAGUGUGUUAUGUUUGGCAUGAGGGCCUUCAGCCUGACCCAGUGGCAGCCGCCAUUUACGCAGCAACACAUCGCACAGCCUUCACACUCGGACUGGCAUGGAUCAUUCUUGCGUGUACACAUGGGUAUGGAGGUGCUUUUGCAAAGAUUUUAAGUUGGAAAGGAUUCGUACCACUCAGCAAAUUAGGAUACUUUGGGUACCUAAUUCACUAUAUCGUCAUCACUCACCAUGUAUCUAUGGCACGAGUACCCCUCAUGUACUCACAUUAUGAAGUGUGGAUGCGAUUCUGUGGCUAUUCAUUCUUAACAUUCCUAUCUGCUUUUGUACUUUAUAUCACAUUUGAGCAACCUCUGGUGUCCAUAGAAUCAUUAUUUUGGCCACGCAGACCGGAUGAUUCGGCAAGCCAGAUUCAUUUACCACGGAACAUUAAAGUCAGUGACCUUGUUGUUGUGAAGCACAGUGACAAUGAAGCAGAAAAUAGCAUGAGGCCAUCUUCAAACGGAUCAUCCUUAUCACGAAGAGAAGCAACUGACGAACAUUCAAGGCUUUGAAAAGAACUUAACACAUUAUACAAACAGUACAGUGAUUGGUUGCGUUUAUUUAGAGCAACCGGUCAUCUGCGGUUAACCAGUGACUUACCAUGAGCAUUCUAAUAGUGCUACUGGUUAACUGUUAGUUGCCAAAGUUGUUCUAAUAGCUUCACUGGUCAUCCGCAAUUUAAGCUGUUUGAUAGAACCACGAGACAUUUUCAACCAAUGCAUAUUAACCAAAAGCGUGCGAUGGAGCAUCAGCUUGUCUGGUAAUCAAUCAGUUAAUAACCACCAACACAUUAGCUGUCAUGUGAUCAACCAACUGCGGUCGCCCGGUUGCUCUAUAUGAACGCAAGCAAAAUCAUACCUGAAAAGUCAUGUUAAUGUUCAGUUGAGACUUAAUGAUGAUAGUUUGCUCAUUCCCAUAAAGACCACCAUUUUGAGCACACAACAAACACACUGGGGAACAAUUUUUAACAAUUUCUGUUGAAUUAAAAUUUUUGAGUUGCU
Uloborus diversus is the source of this 1704-nucleotide messenger RNA. Its product is annotated as O-acyltransferase like protein-like. Lineage: Eukaryota; Metazoa; Arthropoda; Arachnida; Araneae; Uloboridae. The coding region runs from base 1 to 1215 and encodes 404 amino acids. The transcript is spliced from 9 exons. The record is from RefSeq and is a predicted model, not a curated record. Gene Ontology annotation, molecular function: acyltransferase activity, transferring groups other than amino-acyl groups.